This is a messenger RNA of Theobroma umbraticum, 1507 nucleotides long. RefSeq lists its product as uncharacterized. Gene Ontology annotation, molecular function: ATP binding; protein serine/threonine kinase activity. The record is from RefSeq and is a predicted model, not a curated record. Lineage: Eukaryota; Viridiplantae; Streptophyta; Magnoliopsida; Malvales; Malvaceae. Gene Ontology annotation, biological process: protein phosphorylation.
CACAUCCAUGGUUCCAAGACAUUGAAUGGGACAGAUUAUAUCAGAUGGAUGCUGCUUUUAUACCAGAGGUUAACAGUGACCUAGAUACACAGAACUUUGAAAAGUUUGAAGAGAUGGGGGCUCAAGUACAAACUUCUACAAAAUCGGGUCCCUGGAGAAAGAUGCUUCCGUCGAAGGAUGCUAAUUUUGUCGGUUAUACAUACAAGAAUGUUGAGAUUGCCAAUGAGCAUCAUCUUCCAGGCAUUGCUGAGUUGAGGAAGAAAAGUACUGCACCUAAGAGACCUUCCGUGAAGUCAUUGUUUGAAACUCCAAGUCCUCCUGAUCCCCCAACAAAGGGAAGCUAUCUCAACCUCUUGCCAACUCAAUUAGAGGAACCUGAAAGCCCGGUGCCUGAACAUCAAUCUAUUAGAUCCGCACAAUAUUUUCGCAAACAUUUGCAAAGAUAGCAGAAAAGAUGCUUUCCGUAGGUAAAUUAUCCACAGCAAAUUGGGAAUGAAAAUAUUUUUCAACGUUGCAAAUUGGCAAUAAAACAGGUUGGGUCAUCAUAUAUAUGUUAAAAGAUUCUUCUUUGUCUAGUAUUUAAUUAUUAUGUGAAAAUAGCAUUAUGGUCAUUCUCGGUACAGCAGGAUAUAGAUGGAGGAGUUAGAUUUCUUCCUGUAAAUCGUUUCGAGAUGUGCUUUUGGAGUAGAUAAUAACCUCUGUUUAUAUUGCCUAUAGAAAGAUGAAGGGAGAAGUUUAAGUGAUCAGUCUAGGUUGUUCAUUAUUUGCCCAUCACACCAGUAACUAUAGGAACAAAUUAUACAGGUAUCUCAUAAAUGUUCUCUCUCGCUUUUCUUAAAUUGAUUGUUCUACAUCAUAACAGUGAUUGUCGUGGACCUCUAGUGAGACAUUCAAAUUUUUUUAAGCUCUUUCAUAGUAUAAUUAUUUUUUGUAUGAAUGCCGGUUAUGUAGUUAUACUAAAUGGUACUAUAUUUUAACGAUUAUAUAUUGAGUUUCUGUUUCUGGUUGCAUGCAUGUUUGUUCUAUGUUAUCAGACAGACAUGCAAGCUGCGUUUCUGCCCAUUCUUGGUUUUAAGUGAGUCUCACAUGGACUGUAUACUAUACACCUAGAGAUUCAACUUUUGUAUGUAGCAAAAUGAAUUGCUCUGAGACUUUUGUCUAGCUACUGAGGAUGAUAAAAUAGGAUAUACUAUUUCUCAACCCUGUUAGCUAUGCCGGAGGCUACGAGCAUGCAACAGAGGUGUUGUGUCUUUUCCGUCUGAAGGUCGACUAUGGUCCGAGCAACAUAAAACAUACAGAGCUGGGGCUUGAGAUGGAUAUGACGAUCAAUAAGACAAUUGUUAGGCAAUAGCUGCUCCAUCAUGCUUUGAGGUAGCAAUGGAGAAAUGAUUGUGUGACUAGAAUUUAGGUCUUUUGGUGGGAGAUACAAACACCAGUUUGGUUCUAACUUAUUUUGUGUGGUUUUGGUGUUGUGAUUGAGGUUAUAUAGAAGUUCAACUUUGAGUAA